ACAGAAGAAGAAAUCACUGAACAUAAAAAACUUCUUAACCUCAACCUCAAAUUUUGAUUAAGCUUGAAAAACUAAAAAUAUUUGUGUUCCUUGUCCUAGUAUAUAAAAAUGUUUAAAUUAAUACAUAAAACUUUAUUACAACGUAGAAUUAAAGGCACUCUAAAUGUUCAAAGCCUACGAACAUUUUUAUCUCCGGCAUAUUAUUGUCAAGAAGUAUGGGAUCGCAGACUGAACUCCCCAAUUUUACAGAAAGUAAAUAAUGAUGAAUUUUUCUAUGAAUUAGAUCAGAAGUAUCAAAGAACGAGAGAAUUAAGUGCUGUUGACGUAGAUAUAUUCGUAAAUUCGAUUAAAAAUGGUCACUAUGUUGAUGAAUUGUUAGAUAUUGUUCACAAACUUCGAUUGACUGCAGAAACUUGUAAUAUGUUAAGUUCCACAAAUCAUGCUGUACUACGGACAUUACUACAGCAUUCUAGCAUGGAAACCAUAGCAAACGUACUAGACGAUAGGUUAAAUUAUGGAAUAUUUCUCGAUUACUACACAGCUAAUCUAUUAAUGGAUAUCUGCUGGAAGAAAAAUGAUUUUACCUCUGGAGCCAGGAUAGCGAGUCAGUUAAUGCUGCAGGAAGAAGUUGAACAUCCCGUUAGCAAGAAUUUGUCUCUGUUGCAUUGUUACAAUUAUCUGUUAAAACCAGAAGGUUGGCCAGAAUAUCAAAAACCCGAAGAACCAGAAGAAGAGGUUAAAGUUAGAGUUAAAUUCUUACGAAAUCCCUAUGACGAUGAACAUUUUGACUUAAGGGAUCCAAACAAAAUCGUAGGUAAAACGUUAGCGAUGUUUACCAAAGGAAAUGAUGAUCCUUUAAAUAAAUCGUUCAAUAUUUUGGGUAAUACUCUUUUUGGUAAGAUUGAUAAAGUUAACGCCAGUAUUAAAGAUUGCCAAACAAAGAAUAUUGCAAUAAUAAAGGAAGUAAUAGAGUUGUUGCCCUCAGAAAGCGAAGUUAAAGAAUUGGUAAAGAGUUUAAAACAAGAAUCCUUGAAUGUACAAGAAAUAUUGAAAAAAAAUAUUGAAAGCGCUGUACAAGGGUCGUCUGAAAGAGAUAUAGCUGAGCAAUGUAAAAUUUUUGAACAGUGGGAAGAAGAUAGAAUGAAAGCCCUGGAGACGCAAAGAGAAAGGUUAUCAAAGAUCAGAAGGCUUAAAAAUAUAGAAGACAUACAGAAAGAGCUCAGAGAAAAGGAAACUAGGCUGUGGUUCUUUGAAAAAGAGGAGCAAAUUGAGUUAACAAUUGAAGAUGGUCAAGCAGUUGUUUCAAAAGAAGAUAAAGUAGUGAAAGAAGAGACUGAUGAGAAUUAUGUUCCUCCAGAAGUCCAGCGUAGAAGAAGUAGUUAAGUUUUUAUGUAGAACUUUAAUAAAUAUUUAAUUGUU
Messenger RNA from Diabrotica virgifera virgifera (western corn rootworm), 1419 nucleotides. RefSeq lists its product as uncharacterized. Lineage: Eukaryota; Metazoa; Arthropoda; Insecta; Coleoptera; Chrysomelidae. The transcript has a single exon. The coding region runs from base 109 to 1383 and encodes 424 amino acids. Gene Ontology annotation, cellular component: mitochondrion. The record is from RefSeq and is a predicted model, not a curated record.